Molecule: messenger RNA, 3924 nt
Organism: Durusdinium trenchii
Lineage: Eukaryota; Dinophyceae; Suessiales; Symbiodiniaceae
Source: the annotation of a GenBank genome assembly
AUGGCUGACCUCCCUUGGGGUCCUUCGCUGCGUGAUCCAGAUUUGGAUCGACGGGUCCUGGAAGUUUUUCGAAAGUUCCCUCACGAUUCGACUAUAGAUGGACUGAUUGGACAUCGAUCGAUGUUUGCGAUGCAGGUUGACAGGGUCCUCCAUGACCAGAUCUUCGGCUCGCUGUGCACAUUGCACCAUCGUGUUGGCUUACAGUGGGAUGGUAUUUUGUUGGCUGGCGCGAGCAUUCGUGUCCCGGGCUUGAACAAUUGCUAUCCGCUAGUCUGCUCGGGGGAGAAGAUCCUGCUUGCAGGGAUCUUGAAAUCCAUCUCAGAGGAUGGCACGACGAUUGAGCUGCAGAAGGGAGCCACUAUUGUGCACUACCCGGAACUCCACUGGAAUGUACUUCACCUGUUUUCAGGUGGAUAUAGUGGAUGGUCGCAGGCAGCAGAAUGGCUGGAGACCGCUGAUGUUGGGUUCAUUGCUGACAGACAACUGUUUCUGGAUUGGGACCCUACCGUUGUCAAGACUUGUGCAUUGAACCACAGCGCAUUGGUCGUCAAGGCUCCACUGGAGCCUAAUCCAGACUUCGUAACUGCAAAGAAGAUCAUUGUGGAAGGGAGUAUUUCGGACUUCACUACGCUCCAUGCAGUGAGGAUGCCUUUUAACCUGGUUGAGACACUCAGCCCACCUUGCGUGUCGUGGUCGAAAGGUGGUACUGGAGGAGGGCUUGAUUCGUCGCAUGGGUUCGCCCUCCUGGAAAGCAUCGAGAUGAUCUUUGCGACGCAACCGGUGGCCUUCCUUGAUGAGACAUUCUCAAUUGAAGUAGGCAAGCACCAGAACUUUCGCGAGCUAGGGGCUAUGCUGUUUCGGUUGCCUUUGCGCUUGAUGAUGCAAAUCCGCGUCGAGCAUUUUUCGUUGCAGCCAACUCCCACUGACCUUGUCUACGACUUCCUGUCCAGUGAGAGGGAGUGCGAUAUCUUUCUUGGAGGUUACUUGCUCUGCUCGAUUCAGGCAUGCGAGCCGAUCCCUGUGCAGCAUACCACUGAGAACCAUCUCAACCUGCACGGAGUUCCAACCUUCCUUCAAGGCACUUCGCUACCUUUCGGUCCGUUUGGCCCAGAGGAUCUGCUGUUUACACAGGCAAUCGAAAACCUGGAGAACCUCAACUGUACGACAACGUACCCAGGGAGCACCUUCGUCAUCUGGGCAGGCAAGGACCUGUGGGCAUUUACGCCCUUUGAUGAACUGGACGCGGCCACUCAGAUGGGAGAGCCGGUGGAGUUCGUUGAGCUGCGGGUAUACCUACAUGAUCUUCUUCAGCCUGCCCACGAACGCGACUUCAGGAGCCUGGCAGUCUUUCCAAUCAUGGAGCUGAUGGCAGCCAAGGUGGUGGUGGCGCGCGCGGACUUCCAGGGCAACUUGAUCGUGGAGACCGUCGUGGGGCCAGAGUGGGAGGAAGGGGGUUGGACAUUGUGGACCCUCAUCUGGAAGGGACAUAUGGUGCUGCUACAGCCUCCCACAGACUUCGACCUCACGUCAUGGCUGGCGGAGGAGCGCCAGAGUACUCCGGUGCUGGGUUUCAACUUCUACUGGCACGCCCGCCAUGAUCAACCAGUUAGCGCUCCCGGCAAGGUGGCAUGCAGAUUGCGCAAACCUCCUCGAAGAGCUGGAGAAGGGUGGCUGAUGUCAGGCCUGGUGCGUCAACACAGCUCCUUAGCAGCUGUGGCGACCUCUUACAAUCAGAUGGAAGGGUCAAGUUUGGCAGGAGCAACAACCACCGCUGGGAUGACAAAGGAGUGGAUCAAAGAAGCUUUGCAGCCUGUCGAGCUCUUCUCAGACCCGCCAAACCCAACGGUGGAGGAGCCCUACAACCAGGCCUACGUGACGGAGGAGGCGGAGGUCACCAACACGACGGAGGAGACCCUUGACCAUGCCUACGUGACGGAGAAGGCGGAGGUUGCGGAGGACGAGAACCAGGUGUUUGAGGCAGAGGGCGCGGGCGAUCAGGGUUUCGAGGCGGAGGAGGUCAACAGCAGCAACAUGUCUUGGGAACUGAGCGACCAGGAGAAUGGAGAGCAGCAUGACGUGAUGGCAUUGUCACGGGGACCAUCGAUUGGACGUUUGGUCGACGGGAAGGGGGUCCUGGUCGCCAAGCUCAUCAAGGAGGUCGCCAGGCUGCAGCCUUUCGUAGUGAUCUGGGAGGGCCCAAGAUGCGCGCCCUGGGAGCGAGCGCGGGAAGGCCUUCAAGCCAAUGGUCUUCAAGGCGUGGUCAUCGAGUUCGUGUCCACGGAGCUGGGUGAGUUUCUGGCACGGCGGAGACGCUGUCUGACCCGCUUCGAGGUGACGGAGGAUGUGGUGCAGAGGUGGUGGGUCAUGCUUGGAACUCACCUCAAGAAGAGAGGAUCAAUGUGCAUGGGCUUGCAGGUCCUGGAAAAUGGCCCUUACGAGCAAAGGAUGGAGGGUUUGAGGUGCCAUCCGGGACAGCUUCGUGUACUUCAAGCUCGCGAAGUGUGGAUUUGCCAGGGACGAACCGGGUCGGCGUGGGACGAGCUCAUCCGACAAGGUCGAACGGAAAAGGAGGUGGCAGAGCAAGGCAACCGAGCCACGGGCAUUCAGGUGGCUUCCGGCUUGCUGGUGAUGGCGGGCGCUUUGGUCGAGUUCGGGGAGAUCCUCGGAGAGGGGACGAAGGCGGGAGCCAUCGGGAAUGAGCCGUACGACCUCUCCAUGGCCAAGCUGUUAGCCUGGCUCCGCAAGUUGGGUGACACGUUCGGGGGUGACGGACGCGCCGGUGGUGGUCAAUCUACUCGCCCUGUCUCCAGAUUGGGCGAAGCACUAUGGUUGUCUUGCUUCGACCGCGACCUGGACACGGAGGACAUGCCCGAGGUGACGCUGAAGGAGUACUUCGGGGACACAUCUGCAGGAGGCCGACGCCCAAAGUCCACGAAGCCUGCCCAACUGCCAGCUGACCAACACGUGCUCCUCGAGCCCAGGAAGAUUCCUUUCGAUGGGUCAGUUCAGACCCACGUGGAGGAGUGGCUCGAAGAAAACAUUGCCGGAAGCAAAGCAACCAGCACCUUGCGGAUGUACCAGUCCGCGUGGGGAAAGUGGGAGGCGUGGGCGGCCCGGCAAGGCUGGCCCUCGUGCUACCUCAAUGUGAGAGGGGAUAAGUUGGAGAACGAGGACAAGCUCUUGGCGUUCCUGGGCCACCUUGGAUGGCUGGGCACUACAGCGGCUUCCAUCAAGCAGGCUUUGUUUGCGGUGAAGGACGGCCAUAAGCGAGGAGGAGCUGGUGACCCGACUGAAGGAAUGUUCCGAGUGUGGAUGCUGAUCACUUCGCUGGAUCGACAUGCGGAGCGCAAGCCUCGGCGCCUGGGUGUGACACCGGGAAUGCUGGUGUGGGUUGGGAAAAGUCUAUGCAACAGCGACUUGUUCGGGGAGGACCAUGGGUCGACAAGGCGAUGGUGCAAGCGGCCUUGCUGGUGGUUCUUCAUGCUUCGCGCCAAGGAGUACUGCGAUUCCGGAGGCGUGGACGCCCACAUGAUCAUCCGGGGCAUGGACGUCAGGCUCACCAAGAACGGCCAGGAUGUGAAGGAAGGAGCAAAUGAAGUCACGCUACAGUUCCGCAAGACUAAGGCGGAUCAGGAAGCAUUCGGAUCUUGCAAAAACCAUGGGCUUGACGGGCGAGAUGUUUCUUUGUCCUGUACGAGCCCUGGAAGAGCUACGACUGGUAGCCCAGCGAAGGUUUUCACCGGCCCGGAAGCUCACUUGCCCCUGUUUCGAUGGGGGAAUGGUACCACCCUCCGCCGGACGGAGGUCCAAGCAGUGCUACAGAAGGCCGCAAAGGCCGAGGGGCUCCCUGAAGACCGCUUCAUGAGUCACAGCCUGCGAAUUGGUGGAGCAAGCGCUUUGUUCCAGGCCUCGGUGCCUUUAUGA